CUCGCCGCGGGCUCUGUGUAUCAAUUCACCAUGUCGGCUCCUAUCACCAUGGAUCAAGCUCUGGUGGGCCGUAAGACGGGCUGGUUUGCUGAUCGAGGCAUCAUCACCAUCAACUUGCUCCUUGUGUUGUGUCAAAUCUCGUCCUAUGCAACUGGGUACGAUGGAUCGAUGAUGAAUGGACUCCAAUCUUUGGAUGAGUGGAAAGAGUUCUUCCAUCAACCGGGUGCCAGCACUUUGGCUCUAUUGAACGCCAUUCAGAACGUCGGUCAACUCCUGUCUCUACCAUUUUGUGCUUAUGCAUGCGAUUAUUUCGGACGGAAAAAGACUCUUGUGUUUGGAGCUUGCAUAAUCCUCUUAGGCGUCGGGUUGCAGGGUGGCGCACAAAACAACGGCAUGUUCAUCGCCGCCCGCGGAAUCAUUGGCUUCGGCCUCGGCUUCAACAUCACUGCUGCGCCCAUUCUUAUCAUGGAGCUUGCCUUUCCAACACAAAAGGCACCCAUGGUCAGUAUUUACAAUUCCUUGUGGAGUAUGGGUGCCAUUGUUGCUGCCUGGACCACGUAUGGCACCUUUCGCAUCGCAAACACAUGGGCUUGGAGGAUUCCUUCUAUUCUGCAAGCUUUGUCUAGCUUCAUUCAGAUCUUGUGCAUGUGGUGGAUAGUCGAAUCUCCCCGUUGGUUGGUGAGCAAGGACCGAUGUGAUGAGGCACAGGAGAUCAUCACUAGAUAUCAUGGAAACAACAAUCGGAAUGACCCUAUCAUUAUGGUCGAGCUGGAAGAGAUAAAAGAAGCCCUGCGUCUUGAGAAAGAAUCCUCUGCCAGCGGCUCUUACCAGUCAUUUUUCAAAACUCGGGGCAACAUGCUUCGAUUCUCGAUUAUCCUCGCAGUAGGCUUCUUCUCUCAAUGGUCCGGCAACGGCUUGAUUUCGUAUUACCUCACACUCAUCCUCGACUCUAUAGGGAUUGAAUCGCAGGAAACGCAAACCCUCAUCAACGGAAUCCUUACAAUCUGGAAUCUCGUCACCUCUCUCGGCUUCUCCCUCGUCGUCAAUCGAUUCAAACGACGCACCAUGUUCUUGACUUCCACAGCCUGCAUGCUCGUUUGCUUCAUCAUUUGGACGGCACUGGAAUCGACUUUCGAAAAACAGGUGGACGCUACGGGAUCCGGGUCCGCAGCCGUGGGUAGAGCCGUCCUCGCCAUGAUCUUCUUGUACAACGCCGCAUUCAACAUCGCCUGGGCUCCGCUGCAGGUUACAUAUGUCGUUGAAAUCUUGCCAUAUCAGAUGCGUGCGAGGGGUCUUGUUCUUUACAAUCUUUUCGUCUCUUGCGCCCUCAUCUUCAACCAAUACGCCAACCCCAUUGCUCUUGAAGCCAUAAAGUGGAAAUACUAUGUCGUCUACGACGUCUGGCUACUGGUUGAACUGGUGACGGUUUACUUCCUCUUUGUUGAGACGUCCGGCUCCUCGCUCGAGGAAAUGGCUGCUAUCAUUGACGGCGAGGAUGCGAAGAACGAGAUCAUUGAGGCGGUAGCAAGAGUCGCGGACGGGAAGGAAAGAACCAUAAUGGUGAGGGAAGAGAGUGUUGCGUAG
Molecule: messenger RNA, 1584 nt
Organism: Periconia digitata
Lineage: Eukaryota; Fungi; Ascomycota; Dothideomycetes; Pleosporales; Periconiaceae
Source: the annotation of a GenBank genome assembly